UUGAAAGCUGUAGGUCGCCAAUUCUUUCAAUAAACACAAGAAUCCCCCGGGGAAUUUCGUUGAAAAUGGUAAUGGAAGAUCAAGAAGAUGUCUCAGGCCUGGAGUCAGAAUCGAUUCCAGUGCCCCGAGUGCACGAUCCAGCUCCAGUGGCCCCUGGAGAGGUUCCACGAGUGGAAAAAACCCGAUCGAAACCUCGUCUCCGAAAGAAAGCCUUACACGCAAUGAUUCUCAAGCAAAUGGAGUUCUAUUUCGGGGAUGCGAACCUGAGUAAAGACAGAUUUCUGAGUAAUUUGAUUCAAACAGAUCCGUGGGUCGAUCUCAAGGUAUUCCUCCAGUUUAACAAGAUCCGGGCGCACACUCAGGACGCCACGAGGAUCUCGAAGGCCCUGAGAAGUUCCAGUAUGUUGGAACUCUCUGAGGAUGGCGAGAAGGUGCGUCGAGUGACUCCAAUUGUUCCCAGGACUGACUGCGACGCCUGUUCUGUGUAUGUUCAGGGCCUGCCCCCUGAUGCGAACCACGAUUGGCUGAUAAAUAUUUUCUCUCGAUAUGGAGCUAUAGCUUAUGUAUCUGUCCCCAAGUACAAAACCAAUAAGAAGAUCAAGGGGUUCGCCUUCGUUGAAUUUGAGGCUAUUGAGGGUGCACAGGAGUGCCUCAAGGCCUUCGAGGACAAACACUGCACUCUACCUUCUCACACGUCUCCACAAGAACUCCUGAGCAUCACAACUUUCUCAGAGGACGAUCCACCCAGUGGAAUUGACAAUGCCACCCUCGGGUCCAAGCCUAUUCCCCAGGACGUCCAGUCUUCCAAGAGGAAGGUUGAUUACCCUGAAGGCGACUCUCCUUCAAAAGCGAAACGUGUGAAGAUUGAAAAGGAGGAAAAAGAAGAGAAGGAGGAGAAGGAAAAAAAUGAAAAGAAGGCAAAGAAAGAAAAGAAAGAGAGUAAUGAAGAUGCUGAGGAGAAAAAUGGAGAGGAUGUUGAAGAGAUGGAGGAGGAAGGGGAUGACGUUGAUGAGGGGACUAAGAAGAAGAAGAGAAAAAGGAAGUAUAGGCCCAGGGUUGAGCAGCCUGAUGUGGUGGAUUUUGGAUUGAGGAUAAUGGCCAAGAAAGAUUGGAAGAAGCUGAGGAAUAAGUAUCUUGAGCUCCAAAGGGAAAAGAUGAAGCAGUUGAAGCAGCACCUCAGGAAGACCCGAUGGACCCACCCGUCGUCUUAUGAUAGAAAGGACAGGAUGGAAGUCGAAGAGAAUAAUGAUGAGAGGGAAAAACCGAAUCCUGCUCCGAGAUUCGUCUUCUCUGAGGGGCUCAUCGUCAAGAUCGAGCUCGAUGAGCCCUGCAACAACCCCAAGGGCUUCAAACAUGAAUUUAGGAAUGAACCCAGUGUCAAGUACAUUGACGUCAAGGAAAGCUCCAAUGUCGCUUAUAUCAGGUGCAAUGAUCAAGAGGGAGCUAAAAAUUUCGUCGAGAAAUACACUGAGGACAAGGCCCUGAGCAUUCUGAGUGGUGAGGAGGAGAAGAUGUAUUGGAAGAAAAUAGCGAGCGAUAGGGAAGAGAAAUUGGGAAGGAAAGAUCGUCCCAAGCAACGGGGCAGAGACAAGCUACUGAAAAAGGCGGAAAAAGAACUAGGAAAACACAUUAAAUUCGAUGAGGUUUAAAUUCACCUAAUAAUGUGCAUCUUGUUAUUUGUAAUUUUUUUCAUUUAGUUUCAAAGAGAUAAUUACACAAAAUAUAUUUUCUAGA
Fopius arisanus is the source of this 1734-nucleotide messenger RNA. It is a transcript of the gene Larp7, whose product is annotated as La related protein 7. Bases 66 to 1649 code for a protein of 527 amino acids. Gene Ontology annotation, biological process: RNA processing. The record is from RefSeq and is a predicted model, not a curated record. Lineage: Eukaryota; Metazoa; Arthropoda; Insecta; Hymenoptera; Braconidae. Gene Ontology annotation, cellular component: nucleus; ribonucleoprotein complex. The transcript has 3 exons. Gene Ontology annotation, molecular function: RNA binding.